Mycetomoellerius zeteki is the source of this 3592-nucleotide messenger RNA. RefSeq names its product SET domain bifurcated histone lysine methyltransferase eggless (gene egg). Bases 27 to 3422 code for a protein of 1131 amino acids. Gene Ontology annotation, molecular function: zinc ion binding; DNA binding; histone H3K9 methyltransferase activity. Gene Ontology annotation, biological process: negative regulation of gene expression; heterochromatin organization. The transcript is spliced from 13 exons. The record is from RefSeq and is a predicted model, not a curated record. NCBI's taxonomy places the organism in Eukaryota, Metazoa, Arthropoda, Insecta, Hymenoptera, Formicidae. Gene Ontology annotation, cellular component: nucleus.
UAUUCAGCUAAACAAUUAUCAGGAAAAUGGCUCAAGCACAAAGUGCAGAAGUCAUUGAAUUGAUGUCAGAUGAAGACGAGAAAAAGACAAGAAAAACCAAAUCUAAAGGGUACAAUAGUAAUUGUGUUAAUUUUAAAUGUUGCUCUGGGAUAAAUAUGAAGGUGGCACCUUCCUUUGCGUGCGCAUUCUAUGGGGUUUCACUCGAGAAGAAAAAGAAACGUAUAAUAUGUAAAGAAUGUUUUGAUGCUGCGUUACAACAUCAGAAGCAAUUAGUACAAGCCUUUGUAGAAAAUAGAUCACUAUUAGAUUGUUACUUUCCGGAUCAUACGAUGGAAGUAGAAAUUUCUGAUAGCGAUGAUUCCGACGAUGAGAAGAAAAAGGAGCCAGAGAGAGAUAACAACGAAUACAUCCCGGAAGAUGUACUUUUAGAUAUCAAGGAUAAAUUAAAUGAUACAUUGUCACAUAUUUACAAAAAGUACAAUGUGGAGCAGCAUGCUAAAGUUGCAUGUGAAACCUUGAAACAGAGAUGGCGAGACAUAUGCGCGGCAAAUGAUUCUCUCAAUACCGAAAUACGGGAAAUAAUGCGCACUGUGGAUAAAUUGCGUAACAACUUAUACGAGGAUUUUAGACCGCAAAUUAAAAUGCUCGAGGAAUUGCAAAUAAACGACGAAAUUACGGAGACUGCCCAUCCGCUUGUAGCAACGAAGAAAGUAACGCAAGUACGUGUUCCACCUUCCUCGCUGUUGCAAGAUAAUCAGCUAGAAGUUUUAGCGAUUGAACCAUCGGGUACUAAGGAAAUAAUAAUUCCUAAUUUACCACCGACUGGUCCACUCCUUAAACGUUCUCCGGAGGUAGAUGAUAUCGUUUAUAUUAUGAAAAAUCCAGUUAUGCCAUGGAUUAAAGCAAAGGUACUAAAUAUAGUUUCAUCAAAUCCAUGGAACAUUCGCGUGAGACUUAUUCAGAAAAAGUAUAAUGCAGCGAUCAAGGCUGUCUCUGGCAAACUGCUAGCGACAACCGAACUGAGUAAAGUUAUGAUUCCAGUUGGAACGCGAGUUGUGGCAAUAUUUCAUGAUGUUGUUUCCAAUAAUUACUACAGCGGAAUAAUUGCUGAGACACCAAAAUCUAUAAAUAAGUAUAGAUAUCUUGUAUUUUUUGACGAUGGUUAUGCUCAGUAUGUCGUACAUAAUGACAUCUUAUUAGUUUGGGAGACCUCGCCGCGCAUUUGGGAGGAUAUUCCUAGUGAAUCGCGAGAGUUUGUAAAGAAAUACCUGGAAUCAUAUCCUGAAAGACCAAUGGUGAAAUUGCAACCUGGUCAAAUAGUUAAGACUGAAUGGAAUGGUAAAUGGUGGCUUGCGAGAGUCGUACAGGUCGAUGCAAGUUUAGUGCAAAUGCAUUUUGACGCCGAUAAGAGAACUGAAUGGAUUUAUCGUGGAUCGACUAGAUUGGGUCCUUUAUUUCUCGAGGUACGGAAGGCCAACGCGAGGCAACAACUUCAACAGUCUGGCAAUGCACAUACUCGACAUCGUAUUCCUGCUCCGUCCAACAAAAAUAAUUUACCUUACGUUGAAUAUACAUCCAACGUGGAAGAGGAUGUUACACAUUUGCAAACGGAGAAAGCAACAGUUGCUACAAAUGUGGCAUCUACUACACCAUCCACUGCACUGCAACAGCCGCGUGCAGUAGCUAAAAAAAGUACUGCUAAAAGGCAAAAUAAUAUAGAUACUACAACGUACAAUUCAACCGUUGAAACGAAACCGUCACAUAGUAUCGUUUUUUAUCAUACGCAGAGAAAAUACGAGCCGAAAAAGUACGUUGCUCACAAAUGUGGGCCAAAAUGUAUUAAGAGCAUCAAAAUUUCACAUGACGAUUUAAAAGGGCUUUCUCCACUAUCUAUUCCACUUUUGUGCGGCUGGCAUCGUCAACUUUGCAAAUUCUCCAAGGGCAAGAAAGUUAUGUUAUACCAGACCCCGUGCGGCGCUAGAUUGCGAAAUAUGGAAGAGUUACAUCGUUAUCUCCGCAUUACCAAUAGUACAUUAUCCGUCGAUCUGUUUGAUUUUGAUUAUUGGGUGCGCGCUUUCGCCGAUUUUGUUGUAGAAAAGUGCUUCAUCAACAUCAAGGAUCUCAGUUAUGGCGUGGAAAAUGUGCCAAUACCAUGUGUAAAUGACUUGGAUCACACUCAGCCGGAUACUAUAAGAUACACUACACGUCGGGAGCCAACGGAAGGUGUUUAUCUAAAUCUAGAUUCUGCAUUCUUAUGUAGCUGCGAUUGCGAAGACGAUUGUCAGGAUAAAGAGAAAUGCCAAUGCUGGCAGCUAACGAUACAAGGGGCAACUUUGGGAGGAAAAAUGCCAAAUAGCGCUGUUGGUUAUAUCUAUAAACGCUUGCCAGAACCGGUGACCACAGGAAUUUACGAAUGUAACUCGGGAUGCAAGUGUUCCGUAAAAACGUGUCUCAACAGAGUGGUACAGCAUCCGCUCAGAUUAAAAUUGCAAGUGUUUAAAACAGGGCCGCGUGGUUGGGGCAUAAGGUGCCUCAACGAUAUUCCCCAUGGCGCUUUUAUCUGCAUUUAUGCAGGGAGAUUACUUACCGAACAGGGCGCAAACGAAGGAGGUAAAAAUUACGGUGACGAGUAUCUAGCAGAGUUAGAUUAUGUGGAGGUGGUAGAAGGUUUCAAGGAGGGUUACGAAAGUGAUGUUCUCGAACCGGAAAUAUCAAUGUCACCUACAGAAGAUGACAAUAAGAAAAAAGCUACCGAUGUAAGCGACGAGGAAGAGGAUAAUACAAAGGAAAGCACUAAUGACUCGGACGAAGAUUUCAAUAUUGAUAGCUAUGUGGCUUCUUGUCACAAUAAUGAUUUGUUAGAAACAACCGCAGAAUCUUCGUCCAUUAGGAAACGUCUAAGGAAACGGAAAAGACACGAAAUAGACAGUCAACCAGAUAUAUCUGAAGAAAACAGCGAGGAUGAAAGCAUUACGAGAGGGUUGGAAAAUACAGCAAAAUUAUCCACUAAUGAAAAUCAGGAUAUGAUUAAUAUCAGUGAUGAUGAUGAUAGUAGAAAUGACGUAAGAAGAGAGCCAAGUAGAUUCGAACCUAGUUUAGAACCAAAGCAAAUAGAGAGACCGACGUUCAAGUCUGUGAGAGAUUAUUUCGGUGAAGACGAAGCCGUUUACAUUAUGGAUGCUAAAACGACUGGAAAUAUCGGCCGUUAUUUGAAUCACUCUUGCGACCCAAAUGUAUUUGUACAAAAUGUGUUUGUCGAUACACAUGAUGUGCGUUUUCCAUGGGUGGCUUUCUUCGCAUUACAAUAUAUAAAAGCUGGACAAGAGCUUACAUGGAAUUAUAGUUACGACGUGGGAAGUAUACCGGGCAAAGUGAUCAUUUGCAAAUGCGGUGCAGCUAAUUGUAGAGGCCGUCUUCUGUGAACUGUGCAUUUUAUGGUAAUAAAUUUUGUUCUUUGUAUAAAUAGAAUUUGUUUUCUCUAGCAAAGUCGACAAUUGAUAUUACAUAAUACAGGCAUCAUAUUACAGUCAUCAUUUAUCUUUAUCGAAAAAAAUUUGAUAGAAAUAACCAAAUAUACGAAUACAUAAAACGU